AUGUCGAUCCCGAUACCAUACGCGAUCGGCAUUCGAUUCCUAUGCUAUUGCUGCAGAGGCCUUUUCCGAACAUUCCUUAAUCGGAAAACUUCUUUGAUCCAGUUUUGGACUGAUUCUUUUUACUUUCCAUAUCUCCUCUUCCUCCUCCUCGUAUCUUCUUCUGUUCGUUUAUUCACCAGAAUGAAUUACGGUGCUGGGUUAGCAUUGCCUCAUUCUGGUAAUGGAAAUGGUUUUGUGUUUCCUGUAAAUAAUAUCAAAGACGGUUUGCUUGCUGGUAGUGCUGAGCCUCCUGACCCCGAGGCCGACUAUGUCGAGAAGGACCCCGGAGCCCGCUACUUUCGGGGUUGUAUUGAAGCUGCAGCUAUAGUCAGAUAUUUAUGA
Ilex paraguariensis (yerba mate) is the source of this 381-nucleotide messenger RNA. Lineage: Eukaryota; Viridiplantae; Streptophyta; Magnoliopsida; Aquifoliales; Aquifoliaceae. The record is from the annotation of a GenBank genome assembly.